Messenger RNA from Recurvomyces mirabilis, 2829 nucleotides. It is a transcript of the gene ADE3, whose product is annotated as tetrahydrofolate synthase. The coding region runs from base 1 to 2829 and encodes 942 amino acids. Gene Ontology annotation, molecular function: methenyltetrahydrofolate cyclohydrolase activity; methylenetetrahydrofolate dehydrogenase (NADP+) activity; formate-tetrahydrofolate ligase activity. The record is from RefSeq and is a predicted model, not a curated record. Lineage: Eukaryota; Fungi; Ascomycota; Dothideomycetes; Mycosphaerellales; Teratosphaeriaceae. The transcript has a single exon. Gene Ontology annotation, cellular component: cytosol. Gene Ontology annotation, biological process: tetrahydrofolate interconversion.
AUGACCGCCACCAAGAUCGAUGGCACGGCCAUUGCCAAGACCAUCCGCGAAAGAAUCUCCAAAGAAAUCGCCGACAAGCAAGCCCGAAACCCCCGCUACAAACCCGGCCUCGUCAUCAUCCAAGUCGGCGACCGCUCCGACAGCAGCACCUACGUCCGCAUGAAGCUCAAAGCCGCCGAGGAAGCCAACAUCGUCUGCAACCUGGAGAAAUACGCCGAGGACAUCUCCGAGAUAGAAUUGUUGGAGAAAAUUGACGCGUUCAAUAAUGAUCCUGCCGUGCAUGGGAUAUUAGUCCAGCUGCCGGUGCCGGGGCAUAUUAACGAGUAUAAUGUCACGAGUGCGGUGGCGGACACGAAGGAUGUGGAUGGGUUUGGGGGCCCGAAUAUUGGGGAGUUGGCGAAGAAGGGGGGAACGCCGUUGUUUGUGCCUUGUACGCCCAAGGGGGUUAUGGUGUUGCUUGAGGAGUCCGGGAUUGAUGUUAGAGGGAAAAACGCAGUCGUUUUGGGACGGUCGGAUAUCGUUGGGGCGCCGGUCAGUUAUCUGUUGAGGAACGCGGAUGCGACGGUCACGGUGUGUCAUAGUCGGACGCAGGGGAUGGAGGACAUCUUGCGGAGGGCGGAUAUUGUCGUUGCCGCUAUUGGGAAGGAGAGGUUUGUCAAGGGGGAUUGGUUGAAGAAAGGGGCGGUGGUUAUUGAUGUUGGGACGAAUUAUGUGCCGGAUGAUACCAAGAAGUCGGGGCAGAGACUGGUGGGGGAUGUGGAUUAUGAUGCCGCUGUUGAGGUGGCCAGCUACAUUACACCUGUGCCUGGCGGGGUUGGGCCGAUGACUGUUGCUAUGCUGCUAAGAAAUGUUGUCAAUGCUGCCGACAGCUACUUUGACCGACAAAAGUCACGACAUAUCACUCCGCUCCCACUGAAGCUCAAGAGUCCAGUACCAUCCGAUAUUGCUAUCUCGAGAGCACAACAUCCAAAGAUGAUCACAAAGGUUGCCUCUGAGGUCGGCAUAGCACCGCAUGAGCUCGAGCCGUUUGGUGCAUACAAGGCCAAGGUAUCUCUGGAUGUCCUGUCACGCCUAUCACAUCGCAGAAAUGGACGAUACAUCCUGGUCGCCGGCAUCACACCCACACCUCUUGGUGAAGGCAAGAGCACAACCACCAUCGGUCUCACACAAGCACUCGCUGGACAGCUAGGUCGCAUAGCGUUCGCCAAUGUUCGACAGCCGUCUCAAGGACCCACUUUCGGCAUCAAGGGUGGCGCUGCUGGUGGUGGCUACAGCCAAGUCAUCCCCAUGGACGAGUUUAAUCUACACUUGACUGGCGACAUCCACGCCAUCACUGCCGCUAACAACCUCCUAGCCGCAGCAAUCGACACACGCAUGUACCACGAAGCAACACAAAAGGACGGGCCCCUUUUCCGCAGGCUUGUGCCCGAGAAGAAAGGAAAGCGAACCUUCCUACCCAUCAUGUUCAAACGACUAAAGAAACUCGGCAUCGACAAGACUGAUCCGAAUGAGCUUACUGAAGAAGAAGCCAAGAAAUUCGCCCGCCUCGACAUCGACCCCGAAACCAUCACCUGGCGAAGAGUCCUUGAUGUCAACGACAGACAUCUCCGCGGCAUCACAAUCGGCCAAGCACCCACUGAGAACAAAGUGCCACCGCGUGAAACCGGGUUCGACAUCUCCGUCGCAUCGGAAUGUAUGGCUGUACUUGCACUCUCGACCGACCUCGCCGAUAUGCGUGACCGGUUGGGUAAGAUGGUCGUGGCGAGUAGUCGGGCCGGCGAUCCCGUAACAGCGGACGAUCUGGGUAUCGGUGGUGCUCUAACAGCAUUGAUGAAGGAUGCUAUCAAGCCCAAUCUCAUGCAGACGCUUGAGGGGACACCUGUAUUCGUGCAUGCCGGUCCCUUUGCGAAUAUCUCCAUCGGAAACUCCUCCAUCAUCGCCGACCGCGUGGCGCUGAAACUAGCCGGCACAGAGCAGGAUGAAGAUCAUAAUGCCAAGACGGGUUUCGUAGUCACCGAAGCCGGCUUCGACUUCACUAUGGGCGGGGAGAGAUUCAUGAAUAUCAAAUGUCGGAACUCUGGCCUCGUGCCGGACGUCGUGGUUAUAGUGGCUACGGCCCGCGCGUUGAAGGUCCACGGUGGGGGGCCCGAGAUCAAACCGGGGGAGCAGUUGGCCGAGGUGUAUCGGACGGAGAAUGUGGGGGUUUUGAGGGAGGGGUGUGUGAAUUUGGCCAAGCAUAUCCAGAACGCGCGACAGUAUGGGGUGGAGGUCGUGGUGGCGGUUAAUCGGUUCGAGACGGAUACCGAUGCCGAACUGGAGGUUAUCCGCGAGGAGGCGUUGAAGGCCGGGGCGGCGGAUGCGAUUCCUGCUAAUCAUUGGGCGGAAGGUGGUGUGGGUGCCGUGGAUCUUGCUAAAGGGGUUAUUCGGGUCGCGGAACAGAGUCAGCCGGAACGGUUCAAACUGCUCUACGGCCUCGAGGAUUCCGUCCAGGAACGCAUCGAAGCCAUCGCGAAGAGGAUGUACGGCGCGGCCGCCGUCGACUUCUCGGAAACGGCCCGGAAGAAAGUCGAAAUGUACACCAAACAGGGCCUGGGGAAUUUGCCCAUCUGUAUCGCCAAGACGCAGUAUUCCCUCUCGCACGACCCGGCGCUGAAGGGUGCGCCGGAGGGGUUUACGGUUCCUAUUCGGGAUGUGAGGAUGGCGGCUGGGGCUGGGUAUCUUUUUGCGCUUGCGGCGGAUGUUCAGACUAUUCCGGGGUUGCCGACUGCGCCGGGGUAUUUGAAUGUGGAGGUUGAUUGCGAGACGGGGGAGGUUGAUGGGUUGUUUUAG